AUGACUACUCAAACUUUAUCUCUUGGCUUAACCGGUCUCGCAUCGUCACCCGAAGAUGUCCUCACUCGUUUCGGACACGGACCAAAGCUUCCGGUUCCUCAUUCCUUGGUACAUGAAGCAUUUGAAAACAUUGCAGAUGUUCACCCCACAGCGAUUGCCGCAAGAUUCGGCGCGGACACCAUCACAUAUGAGCAGUUGGACAUCGCAGCCAAUCGCCUUGCGCAUUAUCUGAUUAACUCGGGUUUAAAGCCAAGACAACGCGUUUGUCUUGUUGUGCAACGGUCUUUCGAGAUGCUCAUUGGCCUCUUCGCCAUUCUUAAAGCAGGCUGCCAGUACGUGCCAAUCGAUGGUGGUGUAACAUCGGAGAAAGCGCUGCAGCACAUCUUCGCCGACACUGAAGCGCGCUUCAUCUUAUGUUUGCCGCGUUUCUGGGAUAAGAUACGACAAUUUGCCAGAAAAGAUGCCAUCAUUGUUGCCCUUGAGACGAACACUGGUGCGUUCUACUCGACGGAGAGGCCGACCAUUGAGGUCACAUCGGCGGAUGGCGCAUAUGCCAUAUAUACUUCAGGAAGCACAGGUAAACCAAAGGGCGUUGAUGUUUCGCACGGAAAUGUCACCAACGCCUUGCUGCUGGAGCCGGCAAAGCUUGGAAUCACGAUUGGUGCCCAGGUUGCGCAAGUGCUCAAUAUCGCUUUUGACAUGGGGGCAUGGGAAAUCCUCGCGUGUCUUAUGAACGGCGGAACAUUAUGGCUAAGAGGAUCAGACUGGAAAACGACGUUGCGAGAGAUCGACACCCUAAUUUCGACUCCCUCCAUCCUAUCCAACUACCGACGAGCUUCAUUUCCCAACAUAAGGACCGUUGUCACUGGCGGGGAACCAUGUCCACAAGCUCUAGCCGACGAGUGGGCACAAGGCACUUCAUAUCUCAACAUCUGUGGACCCACAGAAAUCACUAUUCUCAAUUCAGCUCAUCGACAUGUUCCAGGUACACCACUCACAAUCGGCAAGCCGCUACCGAAUACCACGUGCUAUAUCCUGAAUGACGAUGGACAGCCCGUACCUUUUGGUGAGAAAGGUGUGAUGUGGGUUGGUGGUGCGGGCGUCUCGCGUGGCUACAUCAACUUGCCUGAAUUAAGUUCAGAGCGAUACCAACUCGAUAGAUUCGCAAAUGAUGGCUCAAAGAUGUUUUGCACUGGCGAUAUCGUUCGCUGGAGCGAAGAUGGCUGCUUGGAGACUUUUGGUCGGGUGGAUGACCAAGUCAAGAUCAAGGGCUUCCGCGUAGAAUUGGACGGUGUCACAUCUGUUAUUGAGAAAUUUCCUGGCGUCACAAGAGCUUCCGCAAUAAUCAUCGACAAUGUGUUUCACGGCUUCUACACCACACAAACGCUCAUUGACGAGGAGGAUCUAGACGCUUUCGUCCGAAAACACCUUCCCUACUACUCAGUCCCUGAGUGCUGGACAUAUGUCGAAUCAAUUCCACUCACAGCAAAUGGCAAGGUAGACAGGAAAGGACUCGGUGCUUUAGUUCUACGCCAUACCAAGCAAGAUUCUGCUGUGGACACCUCCCUAUCGAUCCAGCCAACACCAAAAUGUACAACCUUGGACCUCUACCAACCUGCAAGCCACAACGCGGACGUUACUCGGGACCCUGAGAAAGGCCAAGAUCCUGAGAAGGCCCAAGUUACCAUCUCAAGCAAGUUGUCUGAUUCGGGCCUGUCGUCUAAAGAAAGUAGCAUCGUAGAAAUCCCGGAUACAUUGCCGGAGAAAAACGGCUUCCACGGCCAACGGUGGUUCCGGCAUCGGCUCUUCAUCCUGUACCGUCGGUUCUUCUCCGUGGUCAUUGCCGCCAAUCUUAUUGCUGCUUGCUUCAUUCUGUAUCGCAGGAUCAAAUUCGAUCGAUAUAUACUCGCAGACCUCGCAACGGCUACGGCGGCCAACCUCUGCAUAGCAGUGUUGAUGCGUUCGGAACCCGUCGUCAACCUUCUCUUCACCGUCUUCUGCUCAGUCCCCACAAGCUUCCCGCUUGCCAUUCGCCGACACUGCGCAAGGAUCUUCCACAUUGGCGGGAUACAUAGCGGAUGCGCCAUCGCUGCCAUGGUGUGGUUUACCUUCUUUACCAUUGGCGCUAGUGUUGAACUCACGAAGCCAUUGGGGGUGAGAUGUAUUUCUGUGGCACCAGUAGUCCUCUCUUAUCUUGUCGUUGCCAUCUUCUUCGCGAUGGGCUCAAUGUCGCAUCCUACUAUCCGCGCAAAGUACCACAAUAUCUGGGAAAUGACUCAUCGCUUCGGCGGCUGGACAGCGCUCCUCCUGCUCUGGAUACAAACAUUUCUCGCCACGAAAGAUCUGAAUCCGGACAUCGCACCAACGAAAGCAUGGCUCAAUUCUCCACCCAUCUGGCUGCUCACCAUUGCCACAAUGGCCAUCAUCUUCCCCUGGCUCUUCUUGCGCAAGGUCCUUGUCCGCUCAGAAGUGCUCUCCAACCACGCCGUGCGACUCUGGUUCAACUACACCACGCCCGUUGUAGGCACAUCCGUGCGUCUCGCCGAGCGACCACUGCUCGACUGGCACGGCUUCGCCACCAUCACCAACGAAGGCCCUAACCCCAACGGCUUCUCGCUGAUCGUGAGCCGAGCGGGCGACUUCACAGGCCGCACUAUCGAGCGCGCACCCACUCACAUAUGGGUGCGCGGCAUCCCGACUUGCGGCGUGCUCCGCAUCGCCACGCUCUUCCGCUCCGUGGUCCUCGUCGCCACCGGCUCUGGCAUCGGCCCCUGUCUGGCCGUCAUCCUCGCGCGCAAAGUACCCUGUCGAAUCCUCUGGACGGCGCCGAACCCAGAGCAGACGUUUGGCAAGGACAUCGUCGAGAGCGUGAUGAAAACGGACCCGCAUGCGGUUAUCCACAAUACCAGGACCCAGGGUAAACCGAAUAUGAGUCUUAUGGCAUACAAGCUGUACAAAGAGAGCGGCGCAGAGGCCGUGUGUGUGAUCAGCAAUAAGAGAUUCACGACGAAGAUUGUUUAUGAUAUGGAGUGUAGGGGUAUACCGGCGUAUGGGGCGAUAUUUGAUUCGUAG
Cucurbitaria berberidis CBS 394.84 is the source of this 3072-nucleotide messenger RNA. Its product is annotated as acetyl-CoA synthetase-like protein. The coding region runs from base 1 to 3072 and encodes 1023 amino acids. The transcript is spliced from 8 exons. NCBI's taxonomy places the organism in Eukaryota, Fungi, Ascomycota, Dothideomycetes, Pleosporales, Cucurbitariaceae. The record is from RefSeq and is a predicted model, not a curated record.